This is a messenger RNA of Prorocentrum cordatum, 8760 nucleotides long. The record is from the annotation of a GenBank genome assembly. NCBI's taxonomy places the organism in Eukaryota, Dinophyceae, Prorocentrales, Prorocentraceae.
GCAGGCAGCGCCCCGCGCGGCGGCCGCGGCGCUCGGCCCGCCGGCCGCGCCGCCUCCGCGGCCGGCGGCGGCGCCGCGGGGCGCAGGACGCAGGUGAAGAGGGCCCGCAGGGAGGCGGAGGCGCGGCGGAGCGGUGGGCUCCUCGACGGCGGGAGGGGCUGGGCCGGCUCCGAGCCCAGUGGCGUUGACGAGGUGGUGGAGCGCCUGCUGCAGCUGCUGCCGCGGCGGCGUCGCCUGGCUUUCAACGAGCGGGCGUUCCUGAUGAGGCUCGCGGAGGAGGGAGGAGGAGGUGAACCCGUGGCCGCCCCGGUUGACGACAUCUGGCUGGACGGCAGCGAUGGUGAAGGGGUCGAGCACCGGCUAGGCACCAUCAGGAUGCAGCUGCGCAGCCGUGAGGCGAAGGCGCUCCGGGCCCACAAGUGCGUGAAGGCCCUGUUUCCAGACAGCCCGCUCGUGCUCCCCCCGCUCGGGCAGGACGUGGAGGGCGCGGAGAUGCCUGCUUUCAUCGAGAUUGUCCAAUACGGCUCCAGGCCAGCCACGAUCCCGCACUACCACCUGGACUGCCACGGUGGGCCUAAGGACUGGAACCGCCCGGGGGCGGAGAUCUACUGGGGCGCGAGGGCCAAGGAGCAUUUCCAGCAGCGGGGGAUGCCAAAGGCCACCGCGGCCGACGUCAACCUCAUCCUGGCCUUCCUCAGCGCCGGCAGGUGCGGCAUCGAGAAGCUUUGCCGCCCCGUCCUCCACGAGGACGGCUGGCACCGCUUGCACUGGAGGGGCCUGCCUGCCGACGAGAUGCGCCAGCUCCAGCGCGACGGGUGGCGGAGGGCCUGGCACGGCUUCAAGCUCGAGGCGCUGUACUCCAUCGUGGAGCACGGGUGCCUCCUCGAGAGCCGGGAUACGAUGUCGGGGGAGCGCACCUUGGCCGACAUGCCAGGCGUGUACGCGCACAAAGACGGCACGCACAGGAAGGCGGAGAGCUACAUACGCUUCGUGCACCUGUGCGGGGACGGCGUGUUCUGGGCGGCGAAGCUGGAGCUGCUCGUGGACCGCCGGAUGGCCAGGCCGCUGAGGGUGCAGACCGAUCAGUGGGUACACCCGUCGGCGGCGGUGAAGAUCGCGGCCCUCUGGGUCUGCGGCCGCACGUCGGCGGAGAUGCGCGGCGGGGACGCCGUGGCGGUGGAGUGGGACCCCCUCCUGGAGGCCAACCCGCACGCCGGGCAGCGGCUGCUGCGCCUGCAGGAGUCGGACGGGGCCAGGGCGAGGCGCUGCAGCGGCCAGGCUCGCAGCCUCAGCCGCGCCACUGCCUCGGGCGAGCGCCCUGCCUGCGAGCCGGUGGUGACCUGCGGCCUCUGCCCGACGCUGGGGCGCCCCAGCUGCCCGGAGUGCCAGUGCGAUCCCCACCCCCAGUGCCCGAGCCUGGAGUUCUCGCCGAACAGCGCCUUCCACCAGGAGGGCAUCUCCGUCGUCUUCUUGCUGGGCUGCCUCGGGGUGGCCGCGGGCGCAGGCUCGCCGCUAGGCGGGAUGGCGGCCCACCCGGUCGCGUUGACUCACGGCCUGGCGGCUCGCGAUUUUGUGUACGUGCGCUACAACUACGCCCCGCGGCUUUGGCACGAACGUUUGGUCAUCCUGCUUGUUAGCAAUGCCGGGCAUUUAGUGUCCAUAGUCACCCCUGAUGGGGACCAGUACGACGAGGACUUCAACGGGCCAGACAUCGUCGAGAUACAGGUGGCGCCGGGCGCGGCGGCAGGAGGCAUUCCAGAGGGCGUCGGGGCCGUUCCCUUGCGCCAGAUUCGGGCCACCCCGACAGCCGCGACGGCCGCUGCCGCUCGAGUCGCAGCCUGCGCGAGGCACGGCGUUGCCGCGCCGCCCGGCCAGCUCCUCCCCAACGCUGUCGGGAGAGGGGGCUUUGGCCCGGCGGGCGCGGCCGCAGGGGCGGCUGCGGUUGUCCCGGGUGCCCCCGCAGGCGGCGAUGGGGCCGGCGCCGGAGCCCUCGCCCCCGCCGCGGGGCCUGGCGGGCUCGCGGCCGCUCUCGGCGGUGCAGCGCAGCCGGUGCCUGCGGGAGCGCUGGCGCUGCCCGCCGCCAUGGCCGCGGCUGGGCCAGCCCCCGGCGGCGGCGCGGGCGCCGCGGGCGCGGCCGCCCUGGGCGCCCCGGCAGGAGGCGCAGGCGCUCCCGCCCUGGCUGGUGCGGCGGCGGCGGCAGCCGCCCCAGCGCUUGCCGCAGGUGCCGCGGCAGGCGGGGCGCUCGGCGUUGCCGCGCCGAUCGCGGGCGCAGGCGGGCUCGGGAGCUACUUCGACUUGAGGGUGGCGCCGAUCCAGUUCGACUUGCUGGGCGAGCGCCGGGUGGCCUUCGAGAAAGCAGUGAUGGGCUUCCGGGAGGACGCCUUCCCGGGCGACGCGCGCUGGAAGCAUGAUGCUAAGCUCCAGCCGCAGGACGCGGGGGUGGCGGAGCACGAGCGGCGCUGCCGUCGGCUCGAGACGAUGGCGUACUACGACCAGAUGAACCUGCCCAACUGCGCGACGGCCGAGCACCUUGCCCGCUCACAUCAGGUCCAGGAGGAGCGCUGGAGGGAGCGACUUAGCGGCCACAAGGAGGACGCUGUCGGCGACGCUCACCUCUACUACGGAGUGGACAUCGUUCGAGCCGGGGUUUGCGCGUGCCCCGAUUUCACCGAGUGGGUGGCCAAGGAGCUCCCCCGCGAACGCGCCCUGCUGAAGGAACGACUGAAGGUUAAUCGAGCUAUCAUCUCGGAUCUCCAGGGCAAGGGGCUCGUCGUUCACGAGGUUUCAGAGGCGCCGAGGGAGAUGGGCUUCGUGGGGCUCCAGAUGACGGAGGGGCGCGCCGCGAGCCUGAAGACUGAGAAUGUCUGGCGCCUGCGCUUGGGCAUUGAAUCUUUGCUUCGCCGGGGAAAGGCCUCGGGCAAGAUGAUGCAGUGCAUAACUGGGCACAUCGCGUGGCUCAACCCCCAGGACCUUCCGCCACCGUUUGCGAGCCAAGCUGCCCUUCACAACCUGCAGGCGCUGCCGCCCGGGAUGCCCGGGAGCCGGACGCGCCGCCGGCCGGUGGCCGAGCGCCUUCGGCAGGACCGAGCCGCGCGGGCUCGCGCGGCUGCGGCCGAGAGGCCGGCGCUGCCCACCCUGUCGGCGCUGGAGCGCACGGCGGUGAAGGCGACCACGGAGAGGUCGUACCACGCGCUGCUGCCGGACCUCCGCCUGUUCUGCACGGCGCAGGGCGCCCCCUGGAACUCGCGCGCGGGGCGGGGCGCGGCACUGGCAGCCUUCCAGAAUACUUUGUGCAUGGACGGCCGCCCGGGCUCCGACGGCAGCAAGCUGCUCGCGGCGGUCGCUCGCCUCUACCCGUCGAUCGGCAAGCAGGUGCGGGCGGCCCUGCCCAGGGCCCGUCGGCGCGCCCAAGCUUGGGGGCGCCGAGCCCCAGGCCACCAGAGACUGCCCCUAUGCGGAAAGGAGACCCUGGUGCUGUCGCAGCUGAACCAGGUGCCGAGCUCGACCCUCGAGUUCGGCCGCGAGGUGGAGGCGCGCUUCGCCCUGGUCGUCGAGCGCGGCCUGGUCGGAAGCAAAGUGCUGGAGCUCCUGCCCCUUCGCGCCCUCCAGCCAGAGUUCAACACCAGGGUUAACUUCAACAUAAAGGUAGAGUUCAACAUUCAGGUAGAGUUCGACACAAUGGAGCAGAUUGUGCAACAGCUUCAGGCGACGCUGGAACGUCAACAACAAGACAUUCAAUUACUACGUCAACAGCUUGCGGCGGAGCAGGCCAAGACGUCGGUCAUCGAGCGCCUCGCGACGUCGAUCGACAAGAUGGCUGCGAAGAGUGGGUCGUCAUCCCUUGUGGACACCAAGGGCAUAGGCAAACCCACUACGUUUGGAGGCGGGGACGAGAAGGAUCUAGAGAAGAAGUUCGGCGUGUGGCAGAGGAAGACCCAGAACUUCAUCAUGAGCGUGCACCCGUCUCUGGACGACGUGAUGGAAUGGGCCAUCGAGAAUAAGGAGACCAUCACGAACGACAUACUGCUGCAGGCCUUUGGCGACGAUGCGGAUCCAGCCAACAAGAUCGAUGACAUUUUGGAGAAGUCCCACCAGGUGUACAGCAUGUUGGUCCAGAUCACAGAGGGCGAGGCCAAUGACAUCGUGUGCAACUCUGGGUCCAACGGGAUGGAAGCCUGGCGGAAGUUAAGCAGACGGUUCGACCCACUUACUGGGGGUAGGGUUCGCAACCUACUUAGGCAGAUCAUCAACCCCGGGAGGUGCUCCAUGGACGUUAUUGCGGGCGGCUUGGAGCGUUGGGAGGAGUUGGUGACGAGGUACGAGCGCUCCAAAACGUCCCGGGGAGAGGCCCGGGCCCUACCAGAGGACAUAAAAAUGGCUGCGCUCGAAAGCCUUGUCCCCCAGGAGCUGGAGACGCACCUGCAGCUGAACGCCACGAGGUUCGGCACCUACAUGGACAUGAGGACCGAGAUCGUGCGUUACGUGGAGGCGCGGCUCGGAGCCAAGAUUCGUGGACCACAGGUUCAGCAGCAUGAUCGUCAUCGAGACCGUGGCAGCGACAUGGACGUGGACAUGGGAUCCCUCCAGAGGCACCCGAAGGGCAAGGACGGCAAGGGCAAGUCCGGCAAGGGCUUCGACGGUUACUGUUUUAAUUGCGGGGGCUGGGGACAUCGCAGUUCCGACUGCCGGAGAGCUCCCCAGGACGGCAAAGGCCGUGGAGGAAAGAGCGACCCCAAAGGCAAAGGUAGGGACUCCAAGGGUAAGGACACCAAAGGCAAAGCACGAGGAUCAGGAGCUCAUGAGACGGGGGCGUUUGAAUUGUGCACCCUCGACCUGUGCCCUCUCACGAGCAUCACCAGCGACGAUUUCGACGAGCACGGCAACCCGAGGGACACGGAUCUGGCAACGGAGCUGGACCACAUACCGGAUCUAGGUCUGACUAUGGACACAGGUCAGGCGUGCGAGAUGGACGACAUACCGGAUCUAGGUCUGACUAUGGACACGGGUCAGGCGUGCGAGAUGGACGACAUACCGGAUCUAGGUCUGACUAUGGACACGGAUUUGACAAGGGAGCUGGACGACAUACCGGAUCUAGGUCUGACUGUCGAGACGGAUCUGGCGUGCGAGAUGGAUCACUUACCGGAGCUAGGUGCGAUUAUGGAGCUGGAUGUGACGAGCGAGCCGGACGAGAUAGCGGAGCUGGAUAUCGUCAUCGAGAUGGCUCUGACCAGCGAGACGGACGAGAUAACGGAGCUAAACGUGACCAUGGCACUGGACUUGGACACGGUGGAGCUGAGGAAGCCGGAGCUCGAGGUCAACUCCGUGGACAUGAACAGCUUCAAGACUGCGAGUGGCGAGGUCGUGGACGACGAGGGUCCGUUCCAGUUUCUUGGUUGCUCCUUGAAUGGCCAGCUCUUCCGGUUGAACGGGCGCCUGGCGGACAUCCACAAGCCGUUGGUGUCGGCAGGCAAAGUCACGGAGAAUUGCAUGGUCAUCUUGAAGGAGCACACCGGCAACGUGAUCCCUAGGACGAGUAACCUUGCCAAGAAGAUCAACGAGGUGAUCCAAAACGAGUUGGAGGCGUCACCGAAGCAGGAGCUGCUGAAGCUGAAGAAGGAGAGAGGCGUGUACAACUUCUACCUGAACAAGAACGACGGCACGAACGAGCUGUGGAAGUUCAACCUGGACACGGGCGCUGCGUGCACGGUGUUCCCGACUAAAUGGGCGAAGCCGGACGACGACGCUUCGAGGUCAAAGCGGGAGUUGGCUCCCAUGGAGGCUGCGGCGGCCAAUUCUUCGGCUCCGGCGGGGGGAAGAGAGAAGGCUGCGACGCACGUUUUCAUCAAGGACCGGGUCACCAGCAUGAUCGGCGCGACUGUCUUGGACGGCAAGACGAGCACGUAUGCGGCGAAGUACUUCACGAAUUUCUUGGUGGAGCUAGGGUACCGCAGGAUCAUCUUGAAGAGCGACAACGAGCCUGCGUUGUUGAAACUGCGCAGGGAGGCUGUGAAGGACAUGCAGAUCGAAGUUGUGCCACGGGAGUCGCCUGUGAGCGAUCACCAGGCCAAUGGUGCGGCUGAGAGUGGUGUCCGCGAGGCUAAGAAGGGCAUCCGUGCCCUCAAGACGUCCACCGAAGACCGGUAUGGAAGGAAGCUCGCUGAGGACCACGUGCUCCUAGCGUGGCUUGCGCGGCACGUGGCUCAGACGUCCAAUCGGUACAAAGUCGGUGAGGACGGACGUACGCCGGUGCAGCGGUCAACUGGCAGGCGGUGGAAGAAACCGGCAUUAUUGUUCGGAGAGUGCAUUAUGGCGAGGCUGGCGGCGAUUAGGGCUGGCAAGCGCGACUACGAGAACAUCAUGAUUCCGGGUGUGUACGUCGGCCAUUCUGCACGGUCAGGCAGCCUUAUUAUCUUGGCGGAGGACGGAGUUCGCUACGCGAAGUCGUUCCGGCAGCGACCCCACGGCGCCGCUGGGGCCCAGGAAGGGCUCAAGAGGGACGUGUACAUCACAGCCAAGAUGACGGAGAAGUACGGCCUGACGCCGGAGUGCCCGGCCUGCACGGAGAUAUUCUUCGGAGGUUCGACCAGGCAGGGCCAUGCACCGACGUGUCGUUCACGGAUCGUGGAGGCGAUGGAGAAGGACCCUGACGGUCGUCUCCGGCUAGCGGCGGCGAGAAGACGGAAGAAGGCUUCGACGGCAGCGCCAGAUGCCAAGCAGGAGCCUGAGGUGGAGGACGCCGUGCGCGAGAAGCCGGAGGAGGAGCAGGAGGAGGUGGACAUGACUGUGGAGGAGGGCAUAGGAGGAGAGAUGUUGGAGGAUGCGCCGGAGGUUAGGACAGCCAUCGAGCGCAGGACCAGCGAGCUCGAAAGCGAGGCCGGCAUCCCCGGGACCUCGGAAGAGACCGGAGCCAUGGCUGGGACGAGUGGCAUCUCAGAAAAAUCGGCGCCGGCGGUGGGCCAGGCGCACAAUGCAGACGUGGGUGCGUUCUCUGCGUACAAGGACAAGUACUUCGCAGAGACGGUUAAGCACGUGACGGAGUUUUACACCGGCUCGGAGUUCGAGGGCGACUCUGAGGGCAUCCGGGGGGUAUCCCGGAUAGCAGUCGAGAUGUCCGCAAUGGACGUCAGUGAGGUCCUUUCCCGAGGCAAUCGUCGUCUUGGACUUCGUGCAGGGUUCGCCAUUGAUUUACAACUUCAGCGACCUGACGGGCAGUUCUGGGACCUUUCACGGGAUGAGGACAUAGACAUGUUAGAUAAGCUCCAGGACAAGUACAAGCCUGAGGUGUUGAUCGGGUGUCCAUCGAGUACUGUGUUUUCGAGGCUUCGGUCGCCAUCGAGAGUAAACUUGGACCCAAACACCGUGAGCUUAGAGAUGCAGGACGGCCGGAGGCACUUGAGAGCGAGUGUCGACGCGUACCGGAAGCAGAUCAAGAUGGGCAAGUUGUUUUUGCAUGAGGUUCCUGGGAUUACCACCUCCAGGGACGAGGACAUCAUGGCGGAGCUGGAGAACAUGCCGGGAGUGUACAAGGUGGCCGGUCCCAUGUGCAAAUGGCGGCUGGCAGGCACCAUCCAGAGCGGAAGAUCUGGAUACGUGCGCAGAGAAACGUCGUGGUUAACGAACUCGCGAGAGUUGGCCGCUAUGCUGCAGGACGAGCGUGUGAGCCUGCAGGGCAAGAGUGGUUGGUAUCGGCAUGUACGUCCAGUUGGUUUUCAGAAGGUGAGGUCUACGCAGAUAUAUCCGCCGAGGCUGAUGUAUGCGAUUUUACGUGUGGUUCGUGAUCAGCUUGUUCACCGGAUGGAGUUGUCGAGUAUGGACAUUUGCACGGCUGGGCCCAUAGCUGAGGAGCCGGAGGUGUACAGCGACGAACAGUGGAAAACGUAUUACGACGACGUCAACGGCGGGAUUCUACCGACGAAGUUGGUGGAGGACGCUAGGCAGUUGGAGCGGGACUGGGUUGCCAAGGAGGGCGUGUACACCAAGGUCCCGCGGGAGGUCAUGGAGAGCGAGGGCGCUACUGCGAUUCCGCUGCUCUGGAUUGACACCAACAAGGGCGACGCUAAUAAACCUGUCGUGCGUUCUCGAUUGGUCGUGAUGGAGGCCACGAAGGGCAAGAAGGCGAAGUUCGAGCAGCUGAGUCCGGAGAAGUUGUUCUCCGCCAUGCCGUGGUUGGAGGCUUUGAAGCUUCUCUGCAGUAUCCAGGCGACGCAACAGCGGAGUUCCAGGGGCGCCGAGCUCAAGCUAGCGUUCUGGGACAUCUCGCGGGCACACUUCAUGUCGAAGUGCGAGCGGAGGCUGUUUGUCAAGUUGCCAGAGGGAGAUCCCGACAGACACACUCAUGUUGGGCUGCUUCAGAGGACCAUGUACGGAACUCAGGACGCAAGCCACCUGUGGCAGAAGAACUACACCGACCUUUUGGCUAAGAAGGGUUACGUUCCGGGGAAGACGAACCCAUCUAUAUUCUACAACCCAUUUGAUGGAUCGAGGCUUUUCGUCCACGGAGAUGAUUUUGUUCUCUUGGGUGAUCAACGUUCAAUUACGGAAAUGGACACGCUGUUAAAUUCUAAGUGCACUUGCAAGCACGUGGCAACGCUUGGCACGGAGGCAGGUGACUCCCAGGAGGCGUGCAUCUUGAACCGGAUUGUUCGUAUCACGGAGGUUCGGACUACCGAGCAGAUGGCCGACCCUCUGACGAAGGCGAUGGCCGUCGGCAUGAGGGACCCUUUGCUUACGACAGCCGGCUUGGUCUUCGACUCGAGCAGG